GGGCGCGGGGCAGACGGGCGGGAGCGGCGGCAGGAGCUGGCGGGGCCCUUGUGCCCGGCCGGGGCUGCAGGGUAGCUCAGGCAGCACGUGGAUCGGUGACAAGUCUGCUGAGGACUGGCAAUUUUUUCUAGCUUGAAGAAAAUUGAAAUAGGCUGAAAAUGAGUACAAUAUUGGAAACCUCUGAGCUGCCAGCAGUGUUUGAUGGGGUGAAGCUAGCUGCAGUUGCUGCUGUUCUGUAUGUUAUCGUUCGCUGCUUGAAUUUAAAAAGCCCCACUGCCCCUCCUGAACUCAUUUACCAGGACUCUGCUUUGGCUCGCUUUCUACUCAAAUCCUGCCCACUUCUGACCAAAGAGUACAUUCCACCCCUCAUCUGGGGAAAGAGUGGACAUAUCCAGACAGCUCUUUAUGGAAAAAUGGGGAGAGUGAGAUCACCACAUCCAAAUGGACACCGAAAGUACCUGACCAUGCCAGAUGGAGCAACAGCCACCUUUGAUCUCUUUGAGCCACGCUCUGAGCACUGCACUGGAGAGGAUGUCACAAUGGUGAUCUGCCCAGGGAUUGCCAACCACAGUGAGAAGCAGUACAUCCGCACCUUUGUUGACUAUGCCCAGAAAAAUGGCUACAGAUGUGCUGUGCUCAAUCACCUGGGAGCCCUGCCAAACAUUGAGCUCACUUCACCACGGAUGUUUACCUAUGGAUGCACCUGGGAAUUUGGUGCCAUGGUGAAUUACAUCAAGAAGACCUACCCUCAGACCCAGCUGAUUGUUGUGGGCUUCAGCCUGGGUGGAAACAUAGUGUGCAAAUACCUGGGAGAGAGCCAGGCCAACCAGGAGCGAGUGCUGUGCUGUGUCAGCUUGUGCCAGGGGUACAGUGCACUCAGGGCACAGGAAACCUUCAUGCAGUGGGAUCAUUGCAGAAGAUUUUAUAACUUCCUCAUGGCAGACAACAUGAAGAAGAUCAUCCUUUCUCACAGGCAAGCUCUUUUUGGAGAUAACAUGAAGAAGCCACAUAGCCUGUCAGAAGCUGAUCUGGGCAAGCUCUAUACAGCAACAUCACUUAUGCAGAUUGAUGAUAAUGUUAUGAGGAAAUUCCAUGGCUACAGCUCACUGAAGGAAUACUAUGAAGAGGAAAGUUGCCUGCAUUACUUGCACAGGAUCAAUGUUCCUCUUCUGUUGGUUAAUGCUGCUGAUGACCCUCUUGUUCAUGAGAGUCUUCUAUCAAUUCCAAGAGCUCUUUCAGAGAAAAAGGAGAAUGUCAUGCAUGUGCUGCCCCUUCAUGGAGGCCACCUGGGAUUUUUUGAGGGGUCUGUGCUGUUCCCAGAGCCUCUUACCUGGAUGGAUAAGCUUGUGGUGCAGUAUGCCAAUGCCAUCUGCCAGUGGGAGAAGACAAAGCCUCACUGCUCAGAUGCUGAGCAGGCUGUGUCUGGCCAGGAGUAAUCGACCCAAAGACUCUGGAUCACUUCAGUAAAUCUCUAUUUGGGAACAUCUUGUUCCCUCACCUGCUGCUUCAGGUCUCCAUUCUCCUUGAUAUUCUAUGGCUGGGGUUUGAUCACCAUGUGUUUUUUUCCAAAAUUGAGUUAAAGCAGAGGUUAACAACUGGUCAGAGCCUCUUUGGAUAUCCAGUCACGUGGAUUUGUAAUUUACUGCUCUGCUUGAAGAAUUGGGUUGCCGUCUUUAGCUUGUUCCAGGGCUACUGAGCUAAAGACUGCUUGCUUUAAUAUAGCAGAAGUUUCACAUGUCAAAAUCUCUUUACCUGCUGGUCAAAAAUUUGAUCUGCAGCAUUUGUUUAGGUGUAGAUGAUGGGAUAACUGUGGCUCUCUUCUCUCUGGGUGCUGGAAAAUCCCUGUACCAAGCCACAAGCCAGUGAGUGAUUCAGCCUGUAAGGCACUACAGUGUGGCUUGGAAAAACAGGUGCUUGACUGCAAGUGUAGUGUCAGCUUUGCACCAUCUCAAGGGAAACCUUUUAGUACCUAGGAAUGCACUUGCACAAGUGAAUCACUUUAAAAAUAUUCAACUUUUCCAUGCUUGAGCUGUGAGUGGAUUGGGGUGGCUUUAUGCUGCAUCUCCAAGUAGAGAAAAGCUGCAGCCUGGUAAUGCCAGUUAAUGUUUCUGUGUAAACAUGUUCUCACUUCAGGACCUGAUCAGUCACCUUCUUGUCACCUUUGCCUCUUUUGAAAUACUGUUAUCUUUUCAGUACUGGAUUCUUUGUUUGACCUGGGUCUUUUUAAAGCUGGCUCUAGCUUCCAAAUGGAAACCCAUGAUUAAGAAUCUGCAGGAUUUUUUUUCUGUGAGCUCAAUUUGCUUGAAAGACUAUUUAAUGGAGAACUAUUGUACUCUCUUAGGGAUUAAUUGGUGGGGGGUAGGGUGUAUCUGUUUAGAUUUACUCCCCUUAUGUCAGGGUAAAUAAUAUCAAAAUUCCUCCCAUUAGCUUUCAGAGCAUCAGGUGGGUUUGAGACAUGUGACUUGCCUUACAGUUGAUGUGGAACUGGUGUCCCCAGCCCUGUGCAGCUGAACUGACAUCUUUGCAUGGCUGACUACUUCGAGAUCUGUGUAAUCUGUAGGAUUACUGGCUCCAGUAAGACACUGGGCUCUUUCUCACUAGAAUUUUUUUUUUUGACAACCAGACAUCCCCUUCUAGUUUUAAUGUGCAAAGUGAAGUGUGAAAGCUGUUUGCAGGAAAGCUGGCUACUCACCUGUGCUUUUCCCUCAAGUGGCAGCUAUGGUCUGUGCCAAAAUAGUUAUUAAAGGAAAGUUGUCCCAUGACAAUCUGGAGACUGAAACUAGUGGUAAAAAUCUUUUUUUUUUUUUUUUUUUUGCCCCUUACUGUUUGUUCUCUCAAUAUUGUAGAGUCUUUAAUCCAUCUGUAGGGUUUCUUUAUCACAGUGUCAGUGAAGUUCUUUUCCUGUCACAACUUCCCUCAUCAGCACUUUAUUGCUUCAGCCUUGGUCUGUGUUCAGGCACUUUAAUUUAUAGCUUAAGGGUGAAACAAGCUGCAAGUCUUCAGGUUGGUAACAGCAAACCUGGGGAACAAGCCUCCUGGACUGCCCUGUUCCUGAACUUCAGUAGGUUGAGUAGGUGGGGUUUCAUUUUAAUAAAGCAAUAAUUAACUAUUGUAGCAAAGAUGCAUUGUCAUAUCAGGAAAUUCCUUUCAUUUGCCUUAGGCCAAACACCUUGGCCUGUGAUCCACAGUGAACUGUGGAUGUCUGCACAUUCUUCUAGUCAGUAAAUCUGGGCUUCUUUUUUUCUUCAAAGAGAAGAUGAAACUAAGUAAAGCUGCAGAAAGAUUUGGCUGUGCUUGUGGCUGUUCCUUAAGAACUAUUUUAGGGCAUCAGUUAGCAAGGAUAUUCUUAGCUGAUGGAUAUCUUGUCUCUGUGUUAUGUUCUUAUUCAUACUGCAUCACUAAAGUAUGUCAUAAAAGACAUUUCAGUUUUUUUGCUUAAGUAGUGUUCAUGUAAUAUUCAUUGGGUAUGACUUAAAUAUCUCCUCACUUCAGCAGAAGUGGAGUGUAAACAACACAUGUACACAUCAAAUAGCUACAGUAUAAAUUUAGGUGUCUAAGUCUCCCAAAAUGAGGUGAGCAACUGGACAGUUCUCAAAGCAGCAGGAUCUGUAGUUUUGUCUAAUCAAGUAGAGAUUUUUCUUUAACCUUGGAGAGCCUUUCUGAGGAGUACUCCUUCCUACCCCACAACCCAAGCCUUCAGAAGUGCCAGUGCUGUGGACUUUCUGAAACUCUCCACUACAGAAGUACCAUGGGUCUCUGUCUUGCUCCUUUGCCCUGGUUUUGCACUUGAAUCUAAAACUGCUCAAAUCACUUGUGACUUGACUGAGUCUGGCUUAUUUGGGGAAGGACAGCUUUUGUUGUGGCUUUUUUGUGCAAGGUUUCUGGAGCUUCAGCUUAAGCCUGUAGGUGGAAGCAGUGUAAAAACAA
This is a messenger RNA of Melozone crissalis (California towhee), 3927 nucleotides long. It is a transcript of the gene ABHD2, whose product is annotated as abhydrolase domain containing 2, acylglycerol lipase. The coding region runs from base 159 to 1436 and encodes 425 amino acids. Gene Ontology annotation, cellular component: sperm plasma membrane; sperm flagellum. Gene Ontology annotation, biological process: sperm capacitation; medium-chain fatty acid catabolic process; acylglycerol catabolic process. NCBI's taxonomy places the organism in Eukaryota, Metazoa, Chordata, Aves, Passeriformes, Passerellidae. The transcript has 11 exons. The record is from RefSeq and is a predicted model, not a curated record. Gene Ontology annotation, molecular function: acetylesterase activity; monoacylglycerol lipase activity.